Molecule: messenger RNA, 4003 nt
Organism: Manis javanica (Malayan pangolin)
Lineage: Eukaryota; Metazoa; Chordata; Mammalia; Pholidota; Manidae
Source: RefSeq, a predicted model, not a curated record
AAUCCUGAAGGUGGUAAACGAACACUGCCUUGUCCCAACCCCAGCGACAGAUAAUGGUGAAGAGCCCAGGCUGGGGAGUCCGGACACCUAAUUCCGAGUGCUGGGUCCAGCUCAGCCACUUGUGACCGACAUGAUUUGUGGGCCAGUUUUUUUGUUUUUGGAGUUUUUUAAAGAUUUUAUUUUCUUCCAGCUUUAUUGAGAGCUAAUUGACAUAACACUGUGUAAUUUUAAGGUGUGCAACUCCACGGUUCAAUUCCCAUAUAUGUUGUGAAAUAAUAACCACCGUAUAAGAUUAGUUAACAUCUCACUUCACGUACUUACAGUUUCUUGUGCUUGUGCUGAGAACUUUAAGAUCUACUCUUUUAGCAGCUUUCAAGCCUAUAAUACAGUAUUGUUAACUAUAGUCACUGUGCUCUAUGUUACAACCCAGAACUUACUGUCUUAUAAUUGGAAAUUUGUACACUUUGACCAACGGCUCCUCAUAUCCUCCAAUCCCCCAGCCCCUGUUAACCACCAUUCCACUCUGUUUCUCUGAGUUCAGCUUUUUUUAGGUUCCACAUAUAAGUGAGAUCAUACAGUAUUUAUCUUUCCUGACUUAUUUUGCUCCAUGUAAGACCCUCAAGUUCCAUUCAUGUUGUUACAAGUGGCAGGAUUUCCUUCCUUUUUUUUUUUUUAAUGGUUGAAUACUAUUCUGUUGUAUAUAAAUACACCUCAUUUUCUUUAUCCAUUCAUUGAUGGGCAUUUAGGUUGUCUUCAUGUGUUGGCUACUGGGAGCAAUUCUGAAAUGCCUAUGGGGGUGCAGGUAUCUUUGAGAGUGAUUUCAUUCACUUCGGAUAUAUAUAUGGCAAGUUUCUUAACCUUUUUCCUCAUCUCUGUAAAACUGAGGAUAGUAACUAUCUAGAAGAUUGUCCUGAGGCUUCAGUGGUGAGCCUUUAAAGCCCUUACAGCAGCUAGCUCAUAAUAAGUAAUAAAAGUAGCCAUAGUUAUUGUUUUCAUUUUAGCGAGGAGGACAUAGUAUCAGAGAGGUUCAGGCCUGCCCAGGGUCAUGCAGGGAAUUGGUAGUAGAGCCAAGUCUAAGAUCCACAUUUUCUGAUUAACAACCUAGGGAGCUGAACCCUACAUUCCCACCACAUCUGCCUCGUGGGAGAGGAUGGGGCACCUCCUCCGAGCCCUUGUGGGGAUUGGAGGGGCCCUGAGGAGCUUGUAAAAUACAUUAGCUAUGAAAGACCCCGCAGGACUCAGAUCGGCAUAGACUCAGCUGCUGCAGGUCAGGGACCUCACCCCAGGUGCUGUUGUGGCUGAGACAUAAGCCGUGAAGUCAGACACCCUUGGGUUCCAAUGGGACAGAUCCCAGCUCUACCAUUUUAUUGCUGCAGUAAAUGAGAUUAACAAAUAAGUACUUGUCUCAUAGGACAUCAAGGGAAAUAGUUCAUGGAAAGGGCCCAACCCAAUGGUUAGUGCUUAGUAAGUGGCAGCUGAUACUACUUGGCUAUGUUGGAGUGGCAGACCGGCUGACCUCGGGAGAGGAGAAAGUACUCUGGCUCUCCUUGCGGAUAGAGCAGAAGGGGGCAUGUGAAAAGGCUGCAGAAUAUUCGUUCCAUUUAGAUUUACUGGGUCUGCAAUCUGCUGGAUAGAUACCUCUUGUCCCUGCAGAUACUCCUGGAGAAAUGGCCUGUGUGCACAUGGGGUUUAUAUGGUAGUUGGGAAAGCAGAUGGGGAAUAACAGUCAGAAAAUUAUUAUUUUUGUCCUAAACAUAAUGAAUUGCAAGAGUCUGGUUUUAGACCUAACAUCCCUUUCGCCUGUAUCAGGGCUAGUCACCCUUUCACCUGCAUCAGGGCUCUCGUCCCUAACUACUCCUUCAUCUUAAUUGCUCUGACUACUUAAUAAUUAACACAGGUAAUUUUGAGAUCAUGCAUGGAAUUUGAACAGCACCUUCUCUAAUCCUCCAGCCUCUGUAUUUUCCUGAUCUCAAUACAGUAAGACAGUUACCUUUUACCUCUAGUCAGUACUUGGGCAGGAAUUUAAAACACACCACCACAACCACCUGGAGAUAUUUUUAUCUGUCUUAAGGUAAAUACAGUAAAAUUUCAUUUUUAUGAGAACAGUCUCAAUUCAGCGUUCCGUAUUCCAUUGGCACAUAGAUCUGUAUACUGCCUUAUAAUACAGGAGGUUUAGUGGUAUGGUCAUCUUAUACUUGGGAUAAAGGAACUGGGUGCAUGAUCUAAGGUUCUUAUUACUGAUCCUUAGCAUUUAAUUAGGGCUUUGAAAAUCUAAAGUACUCAUAGUCAUUUUUAUGAGUUUCUUCUCCUAACUUCCCUGUGAGAUGUCAACUUUAUUACCCUCGCUUUAUCUUGGUUUUAUCAAGAGGUCAGGCACAUUUUAAAUUUCAUUUAUUUUCCUGUUUGUAAUUAAGAUUCCUUUUCUCGAUGAUGCACUUAACUUUAACCUGUCUCCACCAGGAUGGCUGCUCAGAUCAGAUGUAACCCUUCCCCUCCACUCAGAGGAAAAGCAAUUACUGAACAAAGCUGUGUUUUGGAAGAGCCCCAAAGCACUUGCAAUUAUAGAAACUGGUCUGAGCGCCCAGCCCUGGAAGGAAUCGACUGAACUUAAUUAAUAAAACAGAAGCCACCCCUGAGUCACUGAACCUUGUCUUCAGCUGUCUUAAGAUUUCUUCAUGAAUGAUGACCUUUCCUGGCAAUCUGAUCAAUGUAGGUCCAGUGAUCUUUUGACCGACACAUAUGGACUCGCAAAAAUCUCCAAAGGAAACUGUCCUCGUUACAGGAGGAGGUGGCUAUUUUGGUUUCCGCCUAGGCUGUGCUCUUAAUGAGAAGGGAUUCCACGUGCUUCUGUUUGACCUCAGCAGCCCUGCUCAGACCAUUCCAGAAGGCAUCGAGUUUGUACGUGGAGACAUCCGCCACCUCUCUGACAUAGAGAAAGCCUUCCAGGACACCGAUGUCACUUGCGUGUUCCAUAUUGCCUCUUAUGGCAUGUCAGGGCGAGAGCAGCUGAACCCAAACCUGAUUGAGGAAGUCAACGUCGGGGGCACAGACAACAUCCUCCAAGCUUGCAGGCAGAGAGGGGUGCCAAGGUUAGUUUACACUAGCACCUUUAAUGUCGUCUUCGGAGGUCAAGUUAUCAGAAACGGAGAUGAAUCUCUGCCCUACUUACCCCUUCACCUCCACCCUGAUCACUACUCUCGGACCAAGUCUAUUGCAGAGAGGAAGGUGCUGGAGGCAAGUGGUGCAGCCCUGGAAAGAAGCGAUGGUGUCUUGCGAACCUGUGCUCUGAGGCCGGCUGGCAUCUAUGGGCCCGGAGAACAGAGGCACCUUCCCAGGAUAGUGAGCUACAUUGAGCAGGGCCUAUUCAAAUUUGUAUACGGGGAUCCCAGGAGCCUGGUUGAAUUUGUCCAUGUAGACAACUUGGUACAGGCUCACAUUCUGGCCUCAGAGGCCCUGAAAGCUGACAAGGGCCACAUUGCCUCUGGACAGCCCUACUUCAUCUCAGAUGGCAGACCCGUGAACAACUUUGAGUUCUUCCGGCCUUUGGUUGAGGGUCUGGGCUACACUUUCCCAUCCACGCGCCUGCCGUUGACCGUCAUCUACUGCUUUGCUUUCCUAACAGAGAUGGCUCACUUCAUUCUGGGCCGACUCUACAAUUUCCAGCCCUUCCUCACACGCACCGAAGUUUACAAAACUGGUGUCACACAUUACUUUAGUCUGGAGAAAGCCAAGAAGGAGCUCGGUUAUGAGGCUCAGCCGUUUGACCUCCAGGAAGUAGUAGAAUGGUUUAAAGCCCAUGGUCAUGGCAGAAGUCCUGGGAGUCAUGACUCUGAGCGUCUUGUCUGGGGCGGACUUUUGGUCUUACUCGUGGUUAUAGCAGUUCUCAUGUGUGUGCCUUCUGUGAUUCUGUCCCUGUGAAGGAGGAGCUGGCAGUGAGCUGAUCACACUUGGUGGUUCUCAAGAAACACGGGUUUGGGAAAAUAUAGUGAUACCUGGUAGCAAA